Molecule: messenger RNA, 1648 nt
Organism: Mercurialis annua (annual mercury)
Lineage: Eukaryota; Viridiplantae; Streptophyta; Magnoliopsida; Malpighiales; Euphorbiaceae
Product: sphingoid long-chain bases kinase 2, mitochondrial
Exons: 12
Coding region: 77-1186 (369 amino acids)
Biological process (GO): phosphorylation; phospholipid biosynthetic process; protein insertion into mitochondrial inner membrane
Cellular component (GO): TIM22 mitochondrial import inner membrane insertion complex
Molecular function (GO): kinase activity; ATP binding
Source: RefSeq, a predicted model, not a curated record
AAACGAAGGCCGCGAGUAGUCCGUCUGACCAGUACUACUAAACUAAACCCCUGAAUAAUACGGUUCAAGAGAAGAAAUGGCAUCGUCAUCAUCAUCAUGUUACUAUCAGAUAACACUGGGAAGAGCAAUUCUACCAUCUCCUUCAUCCAAAAUACCUCGCCGGCUUAUCACCGCCCACUCUCAUUAUCCGCCGUCUGAUCUCUCCCUUCAACUCUCUACCUCCCACGGUUCCUCCGCUUCACCUCGCGAUCUUGUCUUCAUCGUCAAUCCCAAAGGAGCUAAUGGUAGAACUGGCAAGGAAUGGAAGAAACUGCUUCCUUAUCUCAGGUCUCGCCUCGACAAAAAUUGCAAUAUUAAUGAAUCUUUGACUUCAGGCCCUUAUCAUGCAACUGAUGCAACAAGAGAGGCGAUAAGAAACGGUGCUGAUGCUGUGAUUGCAGUUGGAGGUGAUGGCACUCUUCACGAGGUUGUCAAUGGAUUCUUUUGGGAUGGGAAGCCCGUUAUCAAUCAUGGCAGAGAGGCUGCACAUUCUACUGCUCUAGGUAUCAUCCCUUUAGGAACUGGAUCAGAUUUUUCCAGAACUUGGGGCUGGAAAAACGAUCCUCAUGAAGCUGUUGAUCGCAUUGUGAAAGGGCUGAGAUCACGGAUUGAUGUUGGUCUAAUUACCGGUGAGAGUAAAGAUUCUCAUUACUUCAUAAAUGUUGCUGACAUUCAUUUGAGUGCAAAGGCUGGUUACUAUGCAUCAAGAUACAAGAGAUUUGGAAAACUGUGCUAUGUCAUUGGGUCUUUACAAGCCUUUAUGGGGCACAGUAAUCAUGACCUGAGAAUCAAGGUUGAUGGAGGUGAAUGGGAAACGUGUUCUCAAGUGACAGCUCUUUGCGUUGGAAAUGCAAAAUAUUUUGGUGGAGGCAUGAAAAUCACUCCAAAUGCUGACCCUUGCAGCGGAGACUUUGAGGUUGUAAUUCUUCAGGACUUCAAAUGGUACGACUUUAUUCUUAAUCUUCACCACCUCUACAAAGGGACACAUUUAUCAGUGAAAAAUGUAUCUUCAAGAAGCGUACAUUCUAUCGAAGUGGAGGACAUUUCUGGCAGUGGCAACAUUUUUAUUCAGUCCGAUGGAGAAUAUCUCGGGUUUCUUCCCAGGAAGCUAACUAUCUUACCUUCUGUUAUUGAUAUGAUACGCUGAAGAAAGCUAAGACAACAUCCAUCACAGCAAUUGAGCUUCUGUUGACGCGUCUGCCUAGCCAGUUUUGAACAUCCUCUCUUAGUUGGUGGCAAUUUGCGGGAAAAGUUGCUCUAAGGAGAAACAGCACGAGACAUUUUAAUUUGCUAGUGUUUCUAACAAUGGUGGUUCAGAAAUCUGACAAAUACGACCACUUGUUCGAAGGAAACGUGGCUAUUCGCUUGGAAGUGUUAUUGGCUCGUCUAUUAAUUGGGACAUUCCACUUGAUGCAGUUUUGUUUUUGUAAUAACUAUAGCAUUUGGUGCAGCUCGAGUGCUGACAUUUUGUGCCUCUCUUUAGAUAAGUUGUAAUCUGGUGUAGGUGGGCAAAAUUAAACUUCCUCGGUAAAGUUGUAAUGUUUUCUAACCUGGUCAGCGAUGUCUGUAUUUUGUCCAAAUUAUUCAGACUACACGACACCGUUUAACA